AUGGCCGAGAAAAAGACUUUCGUUCUCAUUACAGGAUGCUCGCCUGGAGGUAUUGGGCAUUCUCUCGCCAAGGAGUUUAACCGCCAAGGCUGCCAUGUCAUUGCGACGGUGCGAAACACCGACAUGAUCAAGGAUCUCGAGGGCCCUGGCAUGAGCUGCUUCCCUCUCGAAGUCACAGACCCCAAGAGCAUUGAAGCCUGCAAAAACCAGGUCGCCGAACUGACUGGAGGUCAUCUUGAUAUCCUCGUCAACAAUGCUGGCCGAACUCAUACCAUCCCCGCUCUGGACAUGGACCUCGACGAUGUGCGCGCCACAUACGAAGUCAAUGUCUUUGGCCCCAUGUCCAUGGUCCAAAUCUUUGCGCCCCUGCUCAUCGAAGCACGUGGCCUCAUCAUCAACAUCUCCAGCACAUCAACCCUUGUACCCUACAUCUUUGGCGCCAUCUACUCCUCCUCCAAGGGCGCCAUCAACGUAUGGUCCCGCGCGCUUCGACUCGAGCUGAAGCCCUUCAACGUGCGCGUCAUGAACGCCGUCACCGGCACCGUGCGCUCCAACAUUGCCAGCCGCACCCACAGGUCUCUCCCGCAGAACUCCAUGUACAAGCCCAUUGAGGAUUUCUUUCAGCAGCGCUUGACGUUUAGUCAGCGCACGGCGACUAUGCCGACGGAGGUUUAUGCCAAGAAGCUGGUUACGGCGGCUUUGAAAGGUGAGGGCUACUUGGGGGGCUUGAUUGGAGGCACUCCGGAUUGGUUCUAUGCUGGUGGUAUGGCUACCAAGGUGUGGGUGUUGAGCUGCUUGCCUCGAUGGGUGAGUGAGACUGUCAUUGGAAUCUUCUUCAAUAUUGGGAGCUUGUCCAAGAGGAUCCAGGAUGCGCGUCGGAAGUUGAGUUAG
Fusarium pseudograminearum CS3096 is the source of this 891-nucleotide messenger RNA. RefSeq lists its product as uncharacterized. NCBI's taxonomy places the organism in Eukaryota, Fungi, Ascomycota, Sordariomycetes, Hypocreales, Nectriaceae. Gene Ontology annotation, molecular function: acylglycerone-phosphate reductase (NADP+) activity; triacylglycerol lipase activity. Gene Ontology annotation, biological process: phosphatidic acid biosynthetic process; triglyceride catabolic process. The transcript is spliced from 4 exons. Gene Ontology annotation, cellular component: endoplasmic reticulum; lipid droplet. The coding region runs from base 1 to 891 and encodes 296 amino acids. The record is from RefSeq and is a predicted model, not a curated record.